AUUUAUUUUAUGGUGUUCUAUACACUAGCUACUUUACCUAAACUAUUAAAAAAAGUAUACCUUAUUGUGGAAAAAAGGGUCAUUACAAUAAUCACUCUUGCCGGAUAAAAUACUCGAUAAUGAAUAAAUUAAAAGUGAAAACUUUAAUGUGUAGUGAGCAUAUUAAUAAUUGUUUCUGGCUCCGUCCAGGGGCGGAACCAGGGGGGAGCCAGCCGGUGCUGGCGCCACCCCUUCGCCGGAACUUUUUUAGUAUUAGUAUUAGGUAUACUGUUUAGCGCCCCGGCCGGCGGCCGGCCCCUUCGUCUUCUUCCUGAGACUGUCGUGGCCCGUGGGAGAUUGGAGAUUCAGAGAACCAGAGCGUAGAGAACGAGCGGACAGGCUGUCUUUUUUAAUAAUUAAAGAGCCAAACGACGUCGUUUGGAUAAGUGCACAGAAAAAAGAAAAACGGUGUCGUUUUAAUCAUAACUACAUAGUACGUAGUAGUCCAGACCUUUCUGUUUCGCUCAUUCGCUGUGCGCCUGUGUCUGUUCGUCCUACCAUAGUCCAGACCUCGCGUUCCUCAUCUGUUUGCCUCGCCAGUCGCCGACCUCGCGUUACAACUCCAGACUCUCCGUCUCUGCCUGACUUGCUCUGCGUGUGCGCAUCACGAACUCCGAAGUCCGAACUCAGAAGGGCAAAGCGGAAGAUUUGGGUAAAUCUCUAAGUUCGUAAGUGGUUACUCGUGUGACCAUGUUUUCAAUUGAGUGUCUUUUCUGGCAUGAAAAUCGUCAAGACUGAUUUACGGAAUAGAAUGGAAGAUGAAUGAAUGAAAGACAGCUUGAUGAUAUACAUGGAGAAGGAAGUUUUUGCCAAAAUUGAAAAUGAAGCAAUUUUGCAACGUUUACAACAUUUAAUUGUAAUAUUAUCUACUCUUCUCACAAAUUUAUAUUCUAUAAAAUUUAAUAACAAUUUGUAUUUUUUCAUUUUAUCACACUCUCAGCCACCCCUUUAUUUUCGUUCUGGUUCCGCCACUGGCUCCGUCCUUCGGAUUGAGAUGCUCUGCCGUGCGGCUGAGGUGCCUUGCGGCAACCAACGGGCAGAUGGGGAAGGAGGCGCCUCGAGAUGUGGACCACCAAAAUUUGUCGUCGUUGGAUUUUUAAUCAAUUUUUAAUCAGACGGUCCCUAUGAGCCGAACACCCUACCUUGUUCAGUUGUUCAUGAUCGGUGUAAAUGAACUUUGCCAAACAUUGGUCCACUCAAAAAACUCUGGAGAUUCGAGGUUUCAGCAAAAAAAAAACUGCUAAAGAAA
Messenger RNA from Cuscuta epithymum, 1288 nucleotides. The record is from the annotation of a GenBank genome assembly. Lineage: Eukaryota; Viridiplantae; Streptophyta; Magnoliopsida; Solanales; Convolvulaceae.